Engraulis encrasicolus (European anchovy) is the source of this 955-nucleotide messenger RNA. RefSeq names its product urate (5-hydroxyiso-) hydrolase a (gene uraha). Gene Ontology annotation, biological process: purine nucleobase metabolic process. The transcript is spliced from 4 exons. Lineage: Eukaryota; Metazoa; Chordata; Actinopteri; Clupeiformes; Engraulidae. Gene Ontology annotation, molecular function: hydroxyisourate hydrolase activity. Bases 169 to 834 code for a protein of 221 amino acids. The record is from RefSeq and is a predicted model, not a curated record.
GUCUACUUAAAAUAGCCUACAUAAUCGGGCGAGAAGACGUGACUGUUCUUGCUGCAAUUUUUAUUUCUAUUUGUGCGUAGAUAGAUAGCCUACGGUGCUAGGCUAUUUCAGCCAGUGGGUUUUCAUGUUUUUUUCACUCAGUUUUUCAUUCCAUUGUUGUUGAUCGCCAUGGCCCCAGUGCAUCGAAAGAAGUACGACUUCAGAUUUAAACUUUCUACAGUAAAAUAUGCCGAGGAACACUCUGGAGAAGCAGCUGCGAGGCAUUUCUCUGUCGACCCCAAAAGAGUGAGAGACUGGCGAAAGAUGAAGUCUGAACUUCAGCGUCUGUGCAAGGAAAACAGCAAAAGGGCUCGACUGCCCGGUGGAGGUAGGAAGAAGAAACAGAGUAGGUCUAGCGAGGACCAUGGCAAGCGGGGAUUAAAAUCUGUCCCGAAAAAAGAGCAGGUCGACUGCGAAAUAACGGCCUGUUCUGCAAUGACUACGCCUGCACCUAGUCCCCUCUCAACGCAUGUGCUGAACACAGGGAUGGGUGUACCUGGCGCCGGAAUGGUCCUGAGUCUGCACCGUCUAGACCAGGGGACGGACACCUGGAACCUUCUCAUCACAGGAGCAACCAAUGAUGAUGGCCGCUGCCCGGGCCUCAUAACAAGAGAAGCGUUCAUACCUGGGGUUUACAAAAUGCGCUUUGAAACAGGACAGUAUUGGAAUGGGCUGGGGGAAGCUUGUUUCUAUCCAUAUGUUGAGAUUGUCUUCACAAUAACAGAUCCUUCCCAGAAGUUCCACGUGCCCCUGCUGCUCAGCCGCUUCUCAUACAGCACGUACAGAGGCAGCUAGACACCACAGCUGAUUAUCUUGGAUGCACCAGAUAAGAGGCCCGUGGAUAGGUUGCUGUAUGGACAAUUGUUUACUGCCUUUUGGAUGGUUUCAAAUCUAGUAAAUGAGUUUUUGACUGUGA